This is a messenger RNA of Ornithorhynchus anatinus (platypus), 2830 nucleotides long. It is a transcript of the gene ZCCHC8, whose product is annotated as zinc finger CCHC-type containing 8. The transcript has 14 exons. The coding region runs from base 29 to 2182 and encodes 717 amino acids. The record is from RefSeq and is a predicted model, not a curated record. Gene Ontology annotation, cellular component: catalytic step 2 spliceosome. NCBI's taxonomy places the organism in Eukaryota, Metazoa, Chordata, Mammalia, Monotremata, Ornithorhynchidae. Gene Ontology annotation, molecular function: RNA binding; zinc ion binding.
CGGCCGGCCGACCCGUCCGCGGCCCAAGAUGGCGGGCGGGGUGGACUUCGGCGACCGGGAGCUCUUCGAGCCCUUCGGCGGGGAGGACGAGGAGGAGGCGCCGAAGCCCGCGGGUCUCCGCUUCGGAGGCGAAGAGGAGGAGAAUGGAGUGGGGGAGCGGCAGGUCCGGGAGCGGCUGCGGCGGUGCGAGGAGACCAUCGAGCAGCUCCGGGCGGAGAAUCAAGAACUUAAGAGAAAAUUGAACAUUCUGACUCGACCAAGUGGAAUUCUGCUGAACGAUUCUAAAUUAGAUGGACCUUUGUUGCAGAUUUUAUUUAUGAACAGUGUCAUUUCAAAGCAAUAUCAUCAAGAAAUAGAGGAUUUUGUUUCAAAUUUAGUAAAAAAAUAUGAGGAGCAUCAGAAAAGUGAUACAGAAAAGGCCACCUUUAAUAUUAAACCUCAGCCAUCCAGUGUUGUCUUGGAAGAGGAUCAUAAGGUGGAAAACUCUAGUACAGUAAAAAAAAUUAAAGAACCUUUUAGCGUUGUAGGAAGUGUAUUGUAUUUUUCCAAUUUUUGUCUAGAUAAACUGGGUCAGCCGCUACUGAACGAAAACCCUCAGCUUACAGAAGGAUGGGAAAUACCCAAGUACCAACAAGUUUUCAGUCAAAUUGUCUCUCUGGAAGGUCAGGAAAUACAAGUAAAGGCAAAAAGUAGGCCAAAGCCUCACUGUUUCAACUGUGGCUCAGAAGACCAUCAAAUAAAAGAUUGUCCAAUGCCACGGAAUCCGGCUCGUAUAAGUGAGAAGAGAAAAGAGUUUAUGGAAGCUUGUGGGGAGGCAAAUAACCAGAAUUAUCAGCAGAGGUAUCAUGCCGAAGAAGUAGAAGAAAGGUUUGGCAGAUUCAAACCGGGAAUUAUUAGUGAAGAACUCCAAGAUGCCCUUGGUGUGUCUGACAAGAAUCUUCCGCCUUUCAUCUAUCGCAUGCGCCAGCUGGGUUAUCCACCAGGUUGGCUCAAAGAGGCGGAAUUGGAGAAUUCAGGGCUUGCGCUUUAUGAUGGAAAAGAUGCCACUGAUGAAACAGAAGCCGGAGAACUGCAGCAACAGAAUAAGUGUGUCACUUAUGAUGUCUCUAAAUUGGUAAACUAUCCAGGUUUUAAUAUAUCUACUCCAAAAGGAAUUCCAGAUGAAUGGAGGAUAUUUGGUUCCAUACCAAUGCAAGCUUCUCAGCAAAAAGAUGUUUUUGCUAAUUACCUUUCUUCUAACUUCCAAUCGUCAAGUCCCAAGUCUAGCUGUAAAAGAUCUGCAUCCCAAUCAAGUCCUAAUAGUCCAAAAAAGCAAAAAAGAGGAAAUAGUACGGUGUCAUCAUCGACUGACAUGGAGCUUGAUUCUGAUAUGGAGGUGCCCCCCAGUUCUCACUCGGGCGAAGCUUUUGAGUUCCAGCCACCCUUGCCUCCGGGAUCUCCCCUAAUUGGAACUCCUCCCCCGUUGCCCCGAGGAACUCCUCCCCAGACGCCACCAAACUUCACCCCGCCCCUCCCCAGAGGCACUCCACCGUCGGCUCCUUCGGCCGACUCGACUCAAAGCAGGGGAGGCGAUGCCGCCAUGGACGAAGACACCUUGACCCUAGAAGAACUGGAAGAGCAACAGAGGUUAAUAUGGGCCGCGCUAGAACAGGCAGAUAGUACGAACAGUGAUUCUGACAUUCCGGGCGACACCCCGUUAACUGGAAAUUCUGUCACAUCUUCACCAUCCAGGAAUGAACAGCCCGCUACUGCGCCGGAAGGAAAAACCUCAGAAAAACCAGUGUCAGUUGAACCUGGGGUUUCGGACACUUGCCCUCAGAUCACCCAGACAGAGCAUUUGCAAUCUAGCCCCGCUGGGGAGGCCAUGGUGCUCUGCGAAAAGGAAGAGAAAGAGGAAGAGCCAGCUGGGACUGAUGGGGAAGGCACCUUAGAUAACAGCACCGCCGGGUCAAACUGUGAAGUCAGUAACGGAGGCAACGAGGCUCUUGCUCAGGCGGUCACCAGCACCGCGUUGCCCACGAAAAUCUCCAGCCCCAUUCCUGACAUGAGCAAAUUUGCCGCGGGCAUCACACCGUUCGAAUUUGAGAACAUGGCAGAGUCUACGGGGGUUUAUCUCAGAAUAAGAAGCCUGUUAAAGAACUCACCGCGAAACCAGCAGAAGACCAAAAAGACUUCCGAGUAGCUGGUCGGUGCUCUACCCCGUGUGACGUUCAGUUUAUCUGUAAUUAUCUUCUUCAUUUUUGCUGGGAGAUCAACUUAACCGAGCAGAGGAGCGGUCUCGUCGAUGGAAAAAAAUCGAUCCAGCUUUCGAUCGUGCUGAGAGCCACUCUGGCAGCUUGCUUGAAAGAGCCUCUAAGGGGUGGAAAGACUAUUGAUUUACUAAUAUAGCAUAUUUUAUUCUCAUUGAUUUUAAAAAAAAAAAGAAAAGUUGAGAAGAUAAAAGAUUCCGGAGUCCGAGGUGGUUACUUCGUGGUUUUCUUGAGAUUUGUACGAUUUUUGACUCGUGAGUUUCGGACGGAAUGAUGGUUUUUAACUGUCCUUUGUAUAUUGUUUCUCUUUCUACAUUUUGCUAAGUAUCCUGUAGAUAAUGUCAAUGUUUUUAAAGUUCUGACAGUUUUAAAUUUCUUAUGUUUCAAUUCUGGCAAUCAAAUGGAAAAAUCAGGGAUUACCAGCUUUGUCACCAUUUCGGGUAUUUUUAUAAGUGAUUUCGGUGGGUUAAAUUUUAAUACCACUUUUACUUUUUGUAACUCAUUCUUCACAUAAACUUGCUGUACAGUUAUGUUCAUCCUGUGUACAGAGGUUUAAUAAAAUAGUUUUCAUAUAAAUGUUA